AAAUACUCAAGGUUAAAAAACAAGAUCACAGAUGUUCAUGCAUUAAUACAGGAUGGAUUCCAAAAAGUGGUCUCUGAAACCAAGGCCAGUCUUAGAGCAGGUCGUUCAGGAGAUAAGCAACGAUCUGGCCGUACCAGGGACCCAUAUUGAGCUGGCGUCUGAUGUUCGGUCAGAACAAAUCGUUAAUUUCCUCGCCAUCUAUUUCUACCCCGAUGUAAACAUCGAUCGGGCCAUCGGGUUAGUCAUCGACGAUUGGAUGAAAAACGCCCUUCGGUCACACUACGUUGAAAAUCUUUCGCUACUUCUUAUUGAUGACGCAACUGAUGAUGUCAUUGGCACGAGGACUAUAAUGAUAAGCCACAAAGCCGAUUAUCCCAUCACGAAUAUCAUUAAAAAUAAGGAGAGUAAAUUGAUUUUUGAUUUUUUGUUACAAAAACAUGAUGAAAUGAAUGUGUUUGAGCACUAUGGCGUGAAUACCGUGUUCAGGUUUGUGAAUCUUGGAAUAAGACCGGAUUACCGGUGCCGCGGGUUGGCGUCCAUGCUCAUGGAGGCGGGUGUGCGAUUCUGUUCCAAAGUCGGUCCCUCAGACGCUUGUAUCUGGGGGGAGGCGACUUCAAACGCCUCCCAAAGGAUUUACGAGAAGUGCGGAUUUGAAACUUUACAUACGUUAUACUACGAUGAUUACAAAGUGGACGGUGAAAUUGUUUUUAAAGACAUGGGGGAAGAUAAAAGCACAAAGGUUUACGUAAAGAAACUUUGAUAAAAGAUCUCAACCAAUGUGCACAUUCCUUUAUCUAUCAACGUUGUAUUGUUGAAGUAGAUUGUUGCUGACCAUUCUGUACAUUUAUUAUAAAAAAAUGUAUUAAAAUUAUAAAUUUCACUUGUUAUUUAUUGAAAAAAACAUGUAGUUACAUAUUUGAUUCGUUCAACAAAUAAACAAUUUAUUUGUAUUUUUUCAUUUUAAUGAACUAUUAUCAUAUCUCGACCUUAAAUUAUUAUUGAUUUCCCUUUUUUGUUUUGGGUGAAUUAUAACAAUACAGCAAUAUAUUUAAAUGCAUAUUAUACACUAAAAUAAAUUUCAUUAGGAAACAAAAAAAUACUAAUUUAUUUUCUAACGCCUUUAGAAGUUCCUUAAUAUACCUGUCUAUUGAUUAGGUUGACAAUCAGAGCUGUAAUUGGAGCCAAUAUUUCACGCACAUUAUUCAAUAUCAUACCCUGUAACGAGUGUUUUAAGGAAAUAUUUUUUGUAGGAAAAAUAUAAUCUGAAAACUUAAACUGUUCAACCAUUUGAAUGCAUGUUUUCUCGGAUGGUAUCAGAAAUCAAAGAAAGAAAAUGGCUCAUUUCAGCAAAUCACCCAGCACCGUAAUGUUGGAACAGUUGUAUGAAAUGAGAAAGUCAAUGGUACAAGACAAAUCAGGCGGUCAAACCUUGGCGAAGAAGAAAAAUGGACGAGAUUCGACGGAUAAAAACACAACUACUUCCUCGCAGACGACACUUAGCGAAUCUGACCUAAUCCAGUCUGUAAAGCUGUCUUCAAGCGCCACCAGUGAACUAAGACUAAGUUGUGACCUGAGCGAACCUGUAGCAUCUGACGACGAUGAUUUUGAAGAAGAUGACACUGCAGACGAUGUAAACAGGUUUUCUUUCUUGCAAACAGAGGAGGACUCUCCGCGCUGCGCUAAUACAAUUGAACAACAGGAAAAAUAUGACAUGCUGUACUCACAGAAACAAUUGAGUGAGACCGACCUUAUUCUUAACGCCAAGCUAACAGACGACGGGACACAGAAAACCGUAAUAUCCAGCGAAAAGCUCGCAUCGGGUGCAGAUGAACCCCGAUGGAACUGGCUUAACCUACCAGGGGAAGAAGAUGGUUGUAAGACACCGGUCAACUCGGACGACGGUCUUCCGAAUGCCGGCGCUGUCCCAAGAUCAGCACCAUCUCCUGCACAAAGCGACUUGUUAGAACUAACAAACGACCUUUCCACGGAUGCUGAUUUCAAACAUUUGAUCACUGAAGUGGUUGUAAAGCUGGAUGAUUGUUACAUGGAAGAAAUUUUAUCAAUAUUCAAAGGGACCUGGUUCUACGAGGAAGGCCUCCUCGCGGACUUAACCACGCCGGCCCAGGUUUUAUCUCGGCUGCAGAGGUUUCGUCUAUUCAGUCGCGACAACCUCCACCUCCUGCAGGCGCUCAUCAUGCGUCUGGAUGACACCGAUCUCUACCUUCACGCCGUCCGGUACAUCCGCCACCGACAUGACACGGUCUACUUUUACCCGGAACUGGAUACACUUCCCCGUGGUUUCGGCGUGAUCCGUUGCUUGGUAAGCGGACGUGACUUCACGAGACUGAGUCGCGAGGAUUUGGAGCUCGUGCGAUUCAAGGUUACAAGUGUUCUCUUCCUGGGAGCCAAAGACGCUUACAUCGUAGGGAUCGAACCCGGCCCACGGGUUUCAGUGUCCCUCAUGCUGCCCGAGCGCUACGUGCAGGAAGUUGCCGAGAUGGCACGAGAGGGACUUCCAGAGCUCAGCUUGGCCGGGAUUGAGGCUGUUCAGGUGGGCUGCCGUACGUUCGAGACGCUAGGAAAGGACGCCAUGGUCAGCGCGGUUGGUCACGACCAUGUGAAAUUUCUCAGCGUCUACCAGCAGUUGAGGGAUCGAACUAAGCGCUUGGAGGAGCGAGACCGCGAGGUGGCGGAACUCCGCGAGGAGGCCCAGUUCAUGCAGCUAGAACUCGGCACGCUCGGUGCGGAGCUAGAGAUGCUUACACAGCGCGCUUUGCACGAGUCGAUUGGCUGCAACCCGCCCCGUCGGCUCGCUAGGCCUGACAGACACACUAAACCCCGUCGGCACAGAACUUGGUCGUUUCCGCUUCCGGACCGUGAUGGCGACAGAGGUUAUCGUGGGGUCACACUCCAAACCGCUGUCUCCAGUCUUCCGUUUGGUGAUAGAGUCCAGUAUGAUCGCAUCUUGCCGAACCUCGGUAAAGUCCACUAUAAAGGAAAAGAAAUCGUUCCUUCGAAGGGCAAUUGCUCUUCGGAUGACAAACUCUGUAUAGAGAACAAAGACUUAGAAAAUACUACUGGGGUAGAUUCCCUUGCUGUGUUUGAUCCUACGGUCAAGAAAAUAGCAGAAACCAACAUAAUAAUGUCCGAAAUACAGGGACUUAUUGAUGAACUGGCUUUUGUACAGGCUUUUAUGAAGAGAGACUGAAUUAUGCAUUGGUAUUUGUUGACACUUUUAAAUGGUUUGUGUUUUAACUUUGAAGUGAUGUAAUUAAAAAUAUGGCAGGCUACAAAAUGGGAUUACCUUAUUAUUAUUAUUAUUAUUAUUAUUAUUAUUAUUAUUAUUAUUGUUAUUGUUAUUAUUAUUAUUAUAAUUAUUAUUAUUAUUAUUAUUAUUAUUAUUAUUAUUAUUAUUAUUAUUAUUUUAUUAUUUAAAAAAAAAAUUAUUAUCAUUAUUAUUAUUAUUAAUAAUAUUAUUAAUAUUUUUAUUAUUAUUAUUAUUAUUAUCAUUAUUAUUAUUAUUAUUAUUAUUAUUAUUAUUAUUAUUAUUAUCAUCAUCAAUAGCACAAAAAAUAAGGGAAACUUGAAUCGCCAGUUAUUAAGCGAAUUGGUUUGCGUUUGGGUUAGUUUAGUUUUAUGCACAUGUAUUGUUUGCCAUAGUCUAAACUCAAAUUGCACUGCAUGUAUUGCGUUUCGCUUGUAUGUACAUUAUUG
Mya arenaria is the source of this 3714-nucleotide messenger RNA. RefSeq lists its product as uncharacterized. NCBI's taxonomy places the organism in Eukaryota, Metazoa, Mollusca, Bivalvia, Myida, Myidae. Bases 1292 to 3208 code for a protein of 638 amino acids. The record is from RefSeq and is a predicted model, not a curated record. The transcript is spliced from 6 exons.